This is a messenger RNA of Daucus carota subsp. sativus, 2511 nucleotides long. RefSeq lists its product as uncharacterized. Gene Ontology annotation, molecular function: protein binding. Lineage: Eukaryota; Viridiplantae; Streptophyta; Magnoliopsida; Apiales; Apiaceae. The record is from RefSeq and is a predicted model, not a curated record. Bases 1 to 2496 code for a protein of 831 amino acids. The transcript is spliced from 4 exons.
AUGGAUCUGGAUCUGAUCUUCGAUGCUGCCAUGGCCGGAGGUGCUCAUGCCACUGCCGAAUUGGAGAUGGAAGCUGAUAAACUGUUCAAAUAUAAAGAAACUGUAGGAAAAACUAUCCUUCACCUGGAAUCAGAGAAGGGAAAUAUAGAACGUGUCAGAUUCAUUUUGAGGGAAUUUGCAAACAAAAAUCUUUUGGCCAAGCUUAGUGAGUUUAAACGAACAGCACUUCACUUGGCAAUUUAUAAAGGACGAAUUGAAGUGGCUGAGGUCCUCAUUGAUGCAGCUCGCCAAUUGCCUCCUCUUUCAGAUGAUGAUGAUGAUCAUCCAGUAACUUCUUUUCAAGAUUUUCUCAGGCAAGCUGAUCACAAAAAGAACACCGCCUUACAUGCAGCACUUAAGAAAGGUCACGUUCCUAUUGUUAAGCUACUAGUAGAGGCCGACCCAACUGAUACACAUAUUCAAAACGAUGAGGGUAAAACACCCAUGUACAUAGCUGUGGAAGAAGGGUUCAACGAUAUAGCAGAGAUUAUCUCUACAACUUGCACUGCUCCAUCUUUUCUUGGACCUGAUUCUAGUACUGUUGUGCGUAUUAAAGAUAUGGAGCAAGCUAAGAGCCCUGGUGGAAGCCUCUACAAGAUUAUGGAUAAAGAUGCUCUGUAUGCGGCUGCCAUUGCUAGAGAUGUUGUUGCCAUUGCUGCAUUGGGGAUGCAUGCUGAUAAAGUGAGCGGAUACUGGGAAGAAACUAUCCUUCACACAGAGUCCGGAAAUGUAAAUACAGAACGCGUGCGAUUUAUAUUAACGGAGUUUGCAGACAAAAACCUUCUCGUAAAGCUUAACAAAUUUAAACAGACUGCACUUCACUUGGCUUCGGCUCAUCUACACAAAGAAGUGGCGGAGGUCCUCAUUAAUGCUGCUAGACAUUUACCUCCUUCACAAGAUUAUAAUCCAUUUACUUCUUUUCAAGCUUUUCUUAGGCAUGGUGACGAAAAAAUGAACACUUCCUUACAUGCGGCAGUCAUGCAAAAUGAAGAAGAAAUUGUUAAGCUGUUGGUAGAGGCCGAUCCAAGUGAUACACAUACACAAAACAAUGAAGGUAAAACACCAAUGUACAUAGCUGUGGACAGAGGGUUCAAUGGUAUAGCAGAAAUAAUCUCUACAACUUGCACAGCUCCGUCUUUGGACGGACCAGAUGGUAGUACUGUUGUGCGUAUUAACAAUCUAGAGCAAGGUAAGAGCCCUGGUGGAACUCUAUUUAAAAUAAUGGAUAGAUAUGCUGUCUUCGUGGCUGCCAUCGCAGGAGAUGCUGAUGCCAUAGCUAAAUUGGAGACGGAAGUUGAUAUACUGAAUGAAGGUGAAGAAACUAUCCUUCACGUUGAAUCCCAAAAAGGAUAUACAGAACGUGUGCGAUUUAUUUUGAUGGAGUUUGCAAAGAAGUAUCUUUUGUCCACGCUUGAUUCACAUGAACAUACAUCACUUCACUUGGCAGCAAAUAAUGGACACACUGAAGUGGCUGAGAUCGUCAUCGAUGUAGCUAGACAGUUCUAUACUUCUCUAGAUCAUGAUAAUGGACACAUUCAAGAAAAUCCAUGUACUUCAUUUCAAGCUUUUCUUAGCCAAUCUGAUAAAUAUAUUGGGGACUCUGCCUUACAUGCAGCAGUUAAGAAAGGUCACGUUCCUAUUGUUAAGCUAUUAGUAGAGGCUGAUCCAAGUGAUUCACAUAUUCACAUAGUCAAGCUUAACAAAUAUAAACAGACUGCACUUCACUUGGCUUCGUCUGAAGGACACACAGAAGUGGCUGAAAUUAUCAUUAAUGCUGCAAGAGAUUUGCUGCCUACUGAUCAUGAAAAUGCAGUUACUACUGAUGAUGAUAAUGCAGUUACUUCAUUUCAAGCUUUCCUUAGCCAAGCUGAUUCUAAUAUGGAGACUGCCUUACAUAAAGUAGUUAAGAAGGAUAAUGGGGCCCUUGUCAAGCUAUUAGUAGAGGCCGAUCCAAGUGAGUCCCAUAUUCACAUAGUCAAGCUUAACAGAUAUAAUCAGACUGCACUUCACUUGGCUUCCUCUGAAGGACACACAAAAGUGGCUGAGAUCAUCAUUAAUGCUGCAAGAGAUUUCCUGCCUACUGAUCAUGAAAAUGCAGUUACUGCUGACGAUGAUAAUGCAAUUACUCCAUUUCAGUCUUUCCUUAGGCAAGCUGAUAGUGAUAUGGAGACUGCCUUACAUGAAGCAGUUAGGAAGGAUAAUGUGGCCCUUGUCAAGCUAUUAGUAGAGGCCGAUCCAAGUGAUUCACAUAUUCAAAACAGAUAUGGUGAAACACCAAUGUACAUAGCUGUGGCACGAGGGUACAAUGAUAUAGUAGAGAUAAUCUCUACAACUUGCACAGCUCCAUCUUUGAUUGGACCAUAUGGUAGAGCUGUUUUGCCUAUUAAGAAUCUCGACCAAGGUAUGCCUAUAAGACUCUUUUCUUUAAACGUACUUCUUAUUUUUUAUUUAAGCUAAAUCCAAUAUCGUUUU